UUUUCACAAAACACUGGGAGCUCGAAAAAAAUCACGAAAAUCGACUAAAAAUCCAGGAAAACUCCCGCAAAUCUCGCAACUGAGCCAUUAAAUCGCACGUCGAGCCGCCAAAGUUUCGUGCCGGAAGUGAAAUUACUUCUGAACGCACAUCGCGAGCCCCAGAAAUGACAAUUACAAAAAUUUUCUCGUCCUAGAUUUGAGCCAGAGUGAAUUUUUGAUCGAGAGAAAACGAGCUUAACAGAUGUUAAAAACACCCAGAGCCCGAUUCAAGCAGUAAAAUUUUUCAAGGUUAUUGCUACUACUGUUCGCACACAAGCAAAAGCGAGAAUGAGUCAAGCUCGUGUUGGCUUAUAGAACAGCUUAAGAUAAGAUUUUCCCGUAAAAAAACGAGACAACUUGGCAAAAUUGGCACAAAAACCCACAAAAAAAGUGAAAUUAGGCGAUGAAUAUUGGCGGAAGUAGUGGAAGUUCGUCGAGUGAUAUGCCUCCAGCCCCGAAACAAGUCACCGUGAAGCAUCCGGAGUCGAACAAGCCGAAGCCAACAACGAAAAAAGGGAAACCCGUGCAGGCGGAUCUCGAUGUCAUCAAGGAAUUUCAGCGGUGUCGCGACGAAAACAUCGAACGUUUGGACCUCAGCAAGUCCAGCAUCACGAUAAUUCCGCCCGCGGUGAAGGAUUGCACGUGUCUCGUCGAAUUCUACUUGUAUGGCAACAAAAUUUCGCAAUUACCACCCGAAAUCGGCAAUUUGCACAAUUUAAAAACGUUGGCGCUGAACGAAAAUUCGCUCACAUCACUUCCGGCGACGCUGCAAAACCUCAAGCAGCUCAAAGUGCUCGAUUUGCGACACAACAAACUCUCCGAAAUUCCCGAUGUGAUAUACAAACUGACAACAUUGACGACGCUUUACUUGCGUUUCAACAGAAUUCGCGUCGUCGGCGACAACUUACGCAAUUUAACGAAUUUGACAAUGUUGAGCUUGCGCGAAAACAAAAUCCGCGAACUUACGUCGUCGAUUGGGCAUUUAGUGAAUUUGACCACUUUUGACAUUUCGCAUAACCAUUUGGAGCAUUUGCCGGAGGAGAUUGGAAAUUGUGUGAAUUUGAGUGCGCUCGAUUUGCAGCAUAACGAGUUGCUCGAUAUCCCCGAGACGAUAGGAAAUUUGCAGAAUUUGACCCGUUUAGGGUUGCGGUACAAUCGGUUGACGUCAAUUCCGCAAUCCCUAAAGAACUGCAACCACAUGGAUGAGUUCAAUGUCGAGGGAAAUGGCAUUUCGCAACUUCCCGAUGGGCUUUUGGCGAGUUUGAGCAAUUUGAAUAGCAUCACGUUGUCCCGCAAUAGUUUCCAUAGUUAUCCGGCGGGAGGUCCCGCCCAAUUUACGAACGUGACGAGUAUUAAUUUGGAACAUAAUCAAAUCGACAAGAUACCUUACGGGAUUUUUUCGCGUGCCAAGGGCUUGGCAAAGUUAAAUAUGAAGGAAAAUGUCUUGACAUCACUCCCCCUGGAUAUCGGCACCUGGAUUCACAUGGUAGAGCUGAAUUUGGGCACGAAUUCGUUGGUUAAGCUGCCCGAUGACAUUCAUUGCUUGCAAAAUUUGGAAGUUCUCAUCUUGUCAAAUAACAUGCUGAAGAAAAUCCCAAACACCAUCGGAAAUUUACGAAAAUUACGAGUUUUGGACUUGGAAGAGAACCGUUUGGAAUCGCUACCGAGCGAAAUUGGCUUGUUACAUGACCUGCAAAGACUUAUUUUGCAAUCCAAUCAAUUAAAUACGCUGCCACGGACCAUCGGGCAUCUCACGAACCUCACUUACCUCUCGGUUGGCGAGAAUAAUUUACAAUUUUUGCCCGACGAGAUCGGCACCUUGGAAAAUCUCGAGAGUUUGUACAUCAACGAUAACCCGCAACUCAUCAAAUUACCGUACGAGUUGGCACUUUGCCAGAAUUUGGCGAUUAUGAGUAUCGAAAAUUGUCCGUUGAGUGCAAUUCCGCCAGAAGUGGUCAGCGGAGGCCCGUCUCUCGUUAUCCAAUACUUGAAGUUACAUUCCCCCUACAGACAAAUGUGAUUCGGCAAUGUCGAGCGCAUUCAUACGUGGCUCCAACAAGGUAUGUCCUCCUCUUCUGAUCAAAAUAACGCCGAUGCAUCCGAUGUCAUCGAGAUACAAAUUACGAGUCAUUAUAAGUUUGUUAUCAAAAUUGGCGGCACUGAAUUUUGUGUCUACGAGAAAAAUGUCAAGAGAUCUAAUGCGGGUCUGUAAAAAACAAAAGCUCAAUCAAGCUCAGAUUUUUUAUUUUUUUUUUCACAAGUAGUCAUUUUUUUAGUAUUUAUUUUUUUUAAAUAUUUUUUUACACAGUUUAUAGUUUUUAAAGAAAAAAAAACAUGAAAUCACAAGAAAUAACAAUCAGUUUACUCUGAUAUAAAAUGAGAAAAAAAGUAAACGUAUAUUCUAGUCUACUAUUCAUUGUAAGAUUUUUACACAAGAUUAUAUUAAUAUUAUGUAUUGUAUAUGAUAUUAAAGCGUAAAUAUUUAGAAUAGUUUAUUUUGC
This is a messenger RNA of Culicoides brevitarsis, 2540 nucleotides long. RefSeq names its product leucine-rich repeat protein soc-2 homolog (gene Sur-8). NCBI's taxonomy places the organism in Eukaryota, Metazoa, Arthropoda, Insecta, Diptera, Ceratopogonidae. The transcript has 2 exons. Bases 443 to 2059 code for a protein of 538 amino acids. The record is from RefSeq and is a predicted model, not a curated record. Gene Ontology annotation, molecular function: protein binding.